Messenger RNA from Rubroshorea leprosula, 1249 nucleotides. The record is from the annotation of a GenBank genome assembly. Lineage: Eukaryota; Viridiplantae; Streptophyta; Magnoliopsida; Malvales; Dipterocarpaceae.
CUAUACAAGGAACUAGAACACUCUCACAGGAGCUCAAAGCAGACUGAAAAUGGCGACGCUCAAAGUGCCGGCCAACGUUCCUUCUCCGGCGGAGGAUGCCGAGCAACUCCACAAAGCUUUCCAAGGAUGGGGCACAAAUGAGGCAUUGAUUAUCUCCAUAUUGGCUCAUAGGAAUGCAGCACAGCGAAAUCUGAUUCGACAAACUUACGCUGAAACUUAUGGAGUAGACCUCCUUAAGGCAUUGGACAAAGAACUCACGAGUGACUUUGAGCGGGCUGUAUUGCUGUGGACACUGGAGCCUGCAGAGCGUGAUGCAUUUUUGGCUAAUGAAGCUACAAAGAGGUUCACAUCAAGCAAUUGGGUCAUAAUGGAAAUAGCUUGCACUAGGUCUUCACUUGACCUAUUUAAGGUGCGGCAGGCAUAUCAUGCCCGUUUUAAGAAAUCCCUGGAAGAGGAUGUUGCACAUCACACUACUGGAGACUACCGCAAGCUUUUGGUUCCUCUUGUGAGUGCAUUCCGAUAUGAGGGAGAUGAGGUGAACGUGAUGUUAGCAAAAUCUGAGGCAAAGAUACUUCAUGAGAAAAUCUCAGAGAAGGCUUACAAUGAUGAGGAGGUCAUCAGGAUUAUUUCUACAAGAAGCAAGGCACAGCUAAAUGCAACCCUCAAUCACUACAAUGAUGCAUUUGGAAAUGCUAUCAACAAGGAUUUGAAGGCAGACCCUAAUGAUGACUUUCUCAAAUUAUUGAGAGCCACCAUCAAGUCCUUGACUUGUCCUGAGAAAUAUUUUGAGAAGCUUCUGAGGCUGGCCAUCAAGAAGCAAGGGACAGAUGAAUGGGCUCUUACCAGAGUAGUAACAAGUCGGGCAGAGGUGGACAUGGAACGAAUCAAGGAGGAGUAUCACCGAAGAAACAGUGUACCUCUGGAACGGGCAAUUGCUGGAGAUACUUCUGGAGACUAUGAGAAAAUGCUUCUUGCUCUGAUUGGACAUGGAGAUGCUUGAGUAAUUUUCUGGACUAGUAGUAAUAAUAUCUCUGUCCGGUUUGUGUAAACUGGCUCAAUAGUAUUCUGAUGCUUUUAAAGAAAACUUCCAAGGUCCAUGCUUAGAUGUUAUGGACUUUGCUACAUGUGAGUCGUAUUUGCUUGGAUGUGUAUUGUGUUGGUUGUGUAAAACCCCAGCGUCUGUGUUCUGGUUUGAAGAUGGACAGUUUGUGAUGAAUUCCAGCAUUUUGCUAUGUUUUAGUUCUGGUUU